GUUACCUCUAUAACCACAAUAACCUUUUAAUCUUCAGCUCUAUAGGAGUAGAAGAAAUCAAGAAACCAUUUGCUCAUACUCAAAAAGUUGAUCUUGAAUCAAGACUUACAAUGCCGCCUGAGAAGGUUGAGAUCUUCAAAUCCAUGGAGGGUUGGGCUAGAGACAACAUUUUAUCCCUAUUAAAACCACCCCAGAAAUCAUGGCAACCACAGGAUUUCCUGCCGGAUGCUGCCUCAGAUGGAUUCAUGGAGCAAAUCAGCGAGUUGAGGGAGAGAGCAAGCCAAAUUCCCGAUGACUAUUUCGUGGUCUUGGUAGGCGAUAUGAUCACAGAAGAGGCCCUGCCAAGUUACCAAACACGUCUAAGUAGUUGUGAUAUAUUUAAGGAUGAAACAGGUAUAGAUAACACACCUUGGGCAAUCUGGACUAGGGCAUGGAGUGCUGAAGAAAAUAGGCACGGAGAUCUUCUCAAUAAAUACCUCUAUCUUUCAGGACGAGUAGACAUGAAACAAAUUGAAACCACAAUUCAGCACCUAAUUGGGUCCGGAAUGGAUGUUGGAGUGGGAACAAAUCCCUAUCUGGCUAUCACCUACACAUCAUUUCAAGAGAGAGCAACAUUUGUUUCCCAUGGCAACACAGCCAAGCUAGCAAUGAAGUACGGAGACACAAAGCUAGCUCAAAUAUGUGGCACAAUUGCCUCAGAUGAGAAGCGCCACGAAACUGCUUAUACCAAGAUCAUAGGGAAGCUUUUCGAGCUCGAUCCUAAUGAAACUGUGAUGGCAUUUUCUUAUAUGAUGAGAAAGUCAAUCUCAAUGCCAGCACACUUGAUGAGCGAUGGAUGUGAUGAGAAUCUAUUUCUGCACUUCACAAGCAUGGCUUCGCGAACUGGUGUCUACACAGCUAUGGAUUAUAUUGACAUAUUGGAGCAUUUGAUAGCUAAAUGGAAUGUGGAGAAGCUGUUGGGAUUAUCAGAUGAGGGUAGAAGAGCUCAAGACUACGUUUGUGAGUUAGCCCCAAGGCUUAAAAGGCUAGCAGAGAGGGCUCAAGGGAAGGUUAAGGAAACACCAACCAUACCUUUCAGCUGGAUAUUUGGUAGAAAAGUAUAGAAAAGAGU
Tripterygium wilfordii is the source of this 1111-nucleotide messenger RNA. Its product is annotated as stearoyl-[acyl-carrier-protein] 9-desaturase, chloroplastic-like. The record is from RefSeq and is a predicted model, not a curated record. Bases 111 to 1103 code for a protein of 330 amino acids. Lineage: Eukaryota; Viridiplantae; Streptophyta; Magnoliopsida; Celastrales; Celastraceae. Gene Ontology annotation, molecular function: stearoyl-[ACP] desaturase activity; stearoyl-CoA 9-desaturase activity. Gene Ontology annotation, cellular component: chloroplast stroma. The transcript has 2 exons. Gene Ontology annotation, biological process: fatty acid metabolic process; defense response.